AUGUCAUAUUUUGGAAUAAUAGAAUAUUCCAAAAAAUGUGUUCAAGAAGCUGCAGAGCAACGAAAAUCAACUAAUAUAGAAAAUUUUUUAGAGAUUAAAAAUUUUGUAGACAAGCAAUUCACUGCUUUAGUACGUUUGAACAUGGAUAUUGCGCUUUAUGUGUCUAAAUACAUGUUAAAUGGAAAAAAUAUGAAAUGA
Molecule: messenger RNA, 198 nt
Organism: Racocetra persica
Lineage: Eukaryota; Fungi; Glomeromycota; Glomeromycetes; Diversisporales; Gigasporaceae
Source: the annotation of a GenBank genome assembly